Molecule: messenger RNA, 2388 nt
Organism: Hydra vulgaris (swiftwater hydra)
Lineage: Eukaryota; Metazoa; Cnidaria; Hydrozoa; Anthoathecata; Hydridae
Product: F-BAR and double SH3 domains protein 2
Biological process (GO): neuromuscular synaptic transmission; regulation of actin filament polymerization
Cellular component (GO): neuromuscular junction; recycling endosome
Molecular function (GO): protein binding
Source: RefSeq, a predicted model, not a curated record
GGUGCGAGUAAUGUAAUAAAUUAUAAGGAAGUCGAAAAAAUAAAUAGAAUAUUAUGUAAACGGAUAGAAGAACAAGAGAACUAUGGUUUACAGGAGUUAAAUUACGAAUUGUUAAGAUAAAGAGAUUCAUUAAAAAUUGAAGCAGAUAAUAAUUCAGAAACCAUUUUUAUUAAUGUUUAAAGAGAGUAGCUGUCUUUGAAAGAUAAUUUAUAAAAAAUCUGUUAAUCUGUAAUAGAUUCUAAAAAAUAUUUAAAAUAAAAAUUUAACAAUAGUCCUGGGUCCAUACAUUGCUAUUUGUAUAUACAUAAGUAAUUAGCAUGGCCCCGCCACCUAUUCCAGCUCAUAGAAAGGUGAAGUUGGUCACAGCAUUAAAGAACAAGCUAUCAGAACAAACUUCUAAGCUCCAAGUUAAGCAUCAUGCAGAAAAUGAUCUUUUAGAAGAUAUACGAUCAUACACAAAGUUUAGAGCAGCUGCUGAAAAAGAAUAUGCUCAGGCUCUUUUGAAAAUAACUACUCAAUUGUUAGCAAAAGUUCAAGUUAAAGAUGAAGAGGAAGAAAAAAAAUUACCUGAUGGUCUUUGGCGUAAAGUACUUAAAGAAACAGAAAAUCUUGCAAACUCGCGUAUGAAAAUAGGUCAAACAAUGAUUAGUGUUUCAGAAAGCAUUAAGACUUUAAAAAGUGAAAGAGUAAUCACAAUGAAAAAGAGUACUGCAAUAGCAGAAAGAAUCCAUGAAGAACUACAAGCAUCAGCUGCUGAACUCAUCAAAAGUCAAAAGGUAUACAUGGAGGCAGAAAAAUUAACUCUACAAGCAAAGGAACAAGCUGCAGAAGCUCAAGAACGAUUGAAAAAAGGUUCUGUUGGUUUAUUUUCUUCAAGAGCAAAGUUAGAAAAGACUUCAACCAAGGCAAAUGAAAAAUAUGAAGUUUGUGAAAAAAGAUCAACGAUUGCUCGCAAUGACUAUCUACUGAUGCUGGCUGCUAUCAAUGCUGAACAGCAUAAGUACUACAAGAAUGAUUUACCAGGAUUAAUCGCUAUGCAGGAUGGUAAUAUUUAUGAAAGUUUUCGAAAUUUUUACACUAUAUUAACAAAUGCUGAAAUAGAUGCAUGUAACCAGAAUCUUUCCAAUUUUCGAAAGCUGGAAGAAGAUGUGUCACAGCUUAACAAAGUUUAUGCAUUAGAUUAUUUUCACAAAAAAAAUCCUGUAUUUUCACAGUAUGAUACCUAUUCUUUCAAACCAGUAACAGGUGACAAGAUUUCGAGUAUUAGUUUAGAAUAUGGCGCCAGUGCUGUUCUUGAUAAAGAAGCAAGGAAAUGGACUCUUCGCUAUGUUAGAGAACAAAAUAUGAUUAAAAAGAAGCAGAAACAACUUUCUUCUCUUCAAUCGGAUAAUAACAAUGAAACAGCUCCUGAUCUCAAUCCUGAAGCUUUUAAAUUAAAAGAACAAAAUAUAGAAGCAUUAGUUGAAGAAAUUCGUCAUCUAGAGGUGUUAAUAGUAAAGGCUGAGGGAAGGAUUCAAUCUAUGAGACUUGCUGGAGUUAAUGUUGAUGAGUGGCUUCAAAGUUCAUUAUUAGAAAAACAAUCAGAUGAUGACGAUGAUGACAAUCCUGAUGAUGCUAAUGAUGACAGUAGAUUCAGCAGUGGAAAUAAUGAUGACUUUGAUGACAAUGAGUUUCCUGAUGAAGAAAAAACUUCAUAUCUUUACACACCUGUUAUACCUGAUGAUACAUUAUCUGUUACAUCAUCAAUUGAUCAACAAAGAGUCUGUGUUACACAUGCGCUUGCUUUGUACACAUUUCAGUCUACAUCUCAGGAAGAGAUUUCAAUCUCCAGUGGGGAAAAGAUAGAAAUUAUAGAGUAUGAAGGUGAUGGGUGGUGUAAGGUGCGUAAUAAUGCAGGUCAAGUUGGGUAUGUUCCAGAAGCAUAUAUUCAACUAAUCGAUGCUAAAAAUACUAGUACAGAAGACGAAUUCAUAUGUUAUGCGAAAGCUUUAUAUGAUUACGAUGCGUGCGAAGAAGAAGAGCUUUCGUUUAAGGAAGGUGACUUCAUUAAAGUUAUAAGUCAGCAAGUUGACGACGAUGAUGGAUGGUGGAUGGGUAUUUACGAAGACCGGAAAGGUAUUUUUCCAAAUAUUGUUGUUGAAGUUGUUGAUAAUAGUUAGCAAUUGAAAUGGAAACUUUUUUCUUUAUUGUUGCUUACAAAUAAAGAAUUUUAUUGUUUUGUUUUAAUAAAGCAAUUUUAUCCUAUAAAUCUAUUUAUGAAUGUUGAAGAAGCUGUAAAGUUGUCUAGUACAAUUUAUUAUUUUAUUUAUUUAUUUUGACUUUACCGAUUUUAAUAAAAAAUGGAUUUUGAUUUAAACAAAAAAAGAAACCAAGUAAUCAAAUCAUAAA